UCUCUUCAGCCUAAUGCAUCCCUUGGACGAGGUGGCACCUGUCGUUACCAAAGGUGGUCACGGCAUCAGCAUGGCAGGGAAAAUACAAUUCAUGGCCGACCAGAGCCAACAGAUCGUAUUUACGAGCGAGUCGCCGUCACUUGUCAUGAUGUUUGAUGGCAACCUGGGUGUUCAUUCUGUGUGGAGUCUAAGGAAAGCAAAACCUGAGGAGGCAUUCUUCACUUCUGUAGCGAUCAGUGACACGAUGACCAUGAGUGCCCUGCCCUCACACUCACAGACCCCAGGCCAGGGAAGAAGCAGUUAUUUCUCUGCCAACGCCAGCAGCCACUCUAAGCUGACCCUCUCCAGUCAGUCCCCCAGUAUGUCGCCACUCAGGAGCUACAACAGUAGACUCAACUCCCCCAUGCAGUCAAGACUUUCUCUAAGUCCCGGAAUCUCGCAUCUGGCCAUCAGUCGGACGCAGUCCCCCAGUUUAAGUAUGAGCACAUCUGGUGUGUUACGGUACCAGACCCCACCUCAUCUCCCGCAGUCCCCAAUGGACAUGCCGAACAUCAUCCCGGGGACCCCAGUCUCCACGAAUGUCUCCAUGAUGAACGAUAGUGUGUCCGAGUGCGGGGAACCCCUCACACCUGACAUCUGUAUGGAGCAUAUCUGGACGGAGCAGGCAACUGGACGGGAUAGGUCACUGGGUAAAGCCAAGAAAGCCUUCAUCACCACAGAUUUCUGUGGCCAGAUGUUUCUGUGUUACUUGGUGCCAUAUGGACAGCAACUCAGAUGUAUUAAAAUAGAAGAGAGCAACGACAAAAGUCAGUUGAUAUUUGGUAGUGUGACCACCAUACCUGCUGUGGAUGCACUGCCUUUAGAGAGCCUCGACGCCAUUCUUAUCCUGGACACCUCAAACACUCUGUUUCUCUACAGUGGUACCAAAAAGGUUAAUACGAUCCAUGUGCAGGGCGUACCACCACCAUCUUUACCAGUUACGCCACGCAUGACCGGCAAGCCCAGCUUAUCGUUUGGGUUGAGCCCACAUCCUCAGGGGUACAUGACCUCCAGCCGACCGCCCAGUGCGAUGGAAGUGCGCUUUGAAGAUGAGGUUACGAUGUUAUCGCCAGUCCCCACAGAGAUGAGCGAUGCAUCCCAUCUGUGUGUCAGCUCACUCUCGGAAGACUUCCCAUUCCCGCGAUAUCCUGUACAGGGGAUCAGAGAUGCUGUAGACAACAGAUUUUCCGUGGAGUUAUCCAAUGGAUCGCUGUGGAGGACGUCCUUACCUGUCAUGACCUCGUCCCCACACAUCAAACUCUGCCUCGAAGCCGUCAAGCACGUCCUCCCCAAAGACACCGCCCUACAGGUCUUCAUCAAGUGGUACUCCACCCAGAAUUCUCCCGGCGGCGUCACCAACCAAUCAGAAUGGAACAAGUUCGUCAAAUGUUUGCUCGGCAUGAUGGGAUACGAUACAGAGAAAUUGGCGAUCAUGCAACAGUUGCAGGAUUUGGAUUUGUCGCGAUCCGCCGGUGUGGUCGCGAAGAAAGCGCGACCAUCUGAUGAAGGGUCGAGCGAGGACUGGAGUUACCUGAUCAACUCUGACCACCAUCGUUACAUGACAGCCUCCCAUGGCACAGUUCUUGGCCUCGACCCAGUUGGGGCGUCGUCCUCUGGCAAGAAAGAGGAGACGCGAUCCUUUGUCGAUUCCACGGCCAUACUCUUCCCUCACGCCCCCGUUGUCUUCUUUGCUGUCCACUUGGUCUAUGAGGAAUUGAAGCUAAACUCUUUAUACCACGAAGAGCUGAAGUCAUUAUCUUUGCUGCUGUUCCAAUUGGCACGGGAUCUCAAGUUACAAGAGUACGUCAAGAUGUACUGCAGAGAAUAUGCAGAACUGUCGCAGUUGAUGGACGAAGCUAGUCAGAUUAGAGAAGAUCAGCUAAAAUUGCUCUCUUUCCCGUCGUUCAUUAACAAGGACCCUCCCAACAUCUGCAAGUGGCUGUAUAACUACAUGAAGGGCUUCAAUGUGGAACCCUUUCCUUACCUACCUGCUGUCAGCACGAGGACCAAGAGCACAAUAUCAAUAUAUGUGGCGUUCUUCUACAAUGAAAGGAGCCCUGAUGUCUCAUGGGGUCGAUUUCUGAAGAAAGUGACGCGUAUGGGACGUCGGUCAGAGCAUGAGGAGUCCUUCCUGUCCAAGAGCUACGCACCAAACAGCGCUUUAUCUUGUCAUGAGAGAAUGGUCCUCUUCAUGACUGAAUCAGGCUUUACGCUGAAGGAUCUUGAGUACCUACCAUUUGGGGUAGCCUUACCGCUGCGGGAGGCAAAGUUCCAGUGUCGAGUAAACCCGCCUGCCGAUUGGCCGGAGCAAGCCUAUGUACUAGUUGGUCGCCAAGAUCUGUCCAAACAAGUUGGCAACAAGGUGAAGAUGAUGAAGCAGUCGACAGUGGCAAGUCGUGACACGUCUUGGCAGUUCAAAGCAACCAAGGAGGAGGAUGAUGGGAUGGAUUGUCUCGACGAGAGGUUGUUGAGGUUGAGAUUCAGCGAAGAUCUGCGAGUCCAGGAGGUCCGUCAUCUGCUGCAGUCGUCCAAACCUGUCCGAAUAUCCAUUACUCAAAGACCAGAAGUCAGUGACCAUGACUUCAUUGAAGAACAAGAAACGCAGCUUUAUGCAUUUUGUAUCAGGACGAUGGCUCUUCCUCUUGGACGGGGUAUGUUCACGUUGUGUACUUACCAUCCAGUAGCGACGGAGACCUUGCCAAUACCCAAGCUCUGUCUUGUUGGGAGAGCUCCACCAAGAAACAAUACCAUAGACCUCAGCCACAUCGGUACACCUCCGAACAUGGGCGCCUGGCCGCAGUUUCAUAACGGUGUAGCAGCGGGCCUAAGGAUCGCCAACUCGUCACAAAUCGACUCCACGUGGAUCAUGUACAACAAGCCAAAGAGUAACGAACUGACCAAUGAACACGCUGGAUUCUUGAUGGCGCUGGGUCUCAAUGGCCACCUCUGUAAACUGGACACACUCAAUGUCCAUGAUUAUCUCAGUAAGGGACAUGAGAUGACCAGUGUCGGACUACUCUUAGGCAUAGCGGCAGCCAAGCGAGGCAGCAUGGAUGUCUCAACCACGCGUCUGCUGAGCAUUCAUCUGGACGCCCUUCUGCCUCCGACGUCCACCGAAUUGGACAUCAAUCAUGUUGUCCAGGUGGCUGCCAUACUGGGAGUGGGCAUCGUCUACCAGGGGACCGCUCAUCGACACAUGGCUGAGGUCCUCUUGUCGGAGAUAGGUCGCCCUCCUGGACCGGAGAUGGAAAACUGCACUGAUAGAGAAUCGUACUCCCUCGCUGCUGGUCUGGCUCUUGGCUUGGUUAUGUUAGGGAGGGGCAGUCAGGCGAUGGGCCUAUCCGACCUGAACAUGGCCGACCAGCUCUACAACUACAUGGUCGGCGGUCACAAGCGACCGCUGAAUGGUACGAACAAGGAGCGCUUCAAGUCGCCCAGCUAUCAGAUUAAAGAGGGCGACACCGUCAAUGUGGAUGUGACAGCACCUGGGGCCACGCUCGCUCUUGGGAUGAUGUUCUUCAAGACGAAUAAUAAAGCUGUAGCUGAUUGGCUGACUGCCUGUGAUACUCAGUUUCUAUUGGACUUUGUGCGGCCAGAUUUCUUAAUGUUGCGGAUAAUUGCACGUGGCCUGGUGCUAUGGGACUGUAUAUCGCCAACUGUCGAAUGGGUCGAGGCAAAUGUACCACCAAUUGUUGCCCAGUAUGGUUUGAAUAAGGGUGCCGAGCGAGAUGACGAGAGUGACAUCGACUACGAGACGAUGAGUCAGGCGUAUCUCAACAUCGUCGCAGGUGGCUGCAUGGCUAUUGGACUGAGGUUUGCUGGCUCGGCCAACAGGAUGGCUUACUCGUGUCUGUUGGAAUAUUCAAAGAAGUUCAUCAAGCAUUUGACGUUGCCAGCCAUGGUGGAACAAGCUGGGAAGAGUGCUAUCGAGAACUGUAUGGUCGUGGUGGUGCUAGCAUUAGCCAUGGUGAUGGCAGGAACAGGUGACCUUGAAGUCCUGCGUAUCUGCCGGUACCUGAGAUCCCGCGUGGGGCCUUCCUACAACUAUGUGCUAUACGGCUCAUACAUGGCCAUCAGCCAGGCUAUUGGUUUACUCUAUCUUGGUGGAGGAAGGUACACCCUGAGUACGAAACCCGAGGCUGUGGCAGCCAUGUUGUGCGCGUUCUUCCCCAAGUUCCCCACGCACAGCAACGACAACCGCUACCACCUGCAGGCAUUCCGCCAUCUCUACGUCUUGGCAGCCGAGCCGAGGAUUCUGCUACCUAAAGAUGUGGACGCGGGGACAUUCUGUUACGUGCCACUGGAGGUGAAAUUCAGGGAUACCGAUUCGUUUGCGGGCAAGAAGUUCUCAUGUGUGGCUCCUUGCGUUCUGCCCGAGUUGGACCUUCUCGAAGAGGUACGGGUGCUUGGAGAUCGAUAUCUUCCCAUAACGUUCAAUAUUGGAAAGAACUGGAAUAACUUAAGGAACAUUCUGCAGACGUCUGGAAUGCUACACGUGAAGCAGCGAGCAGGUCACCUUUCUUAUGUGGAGGACCCCAAGGGCUACAGGAGUCUAUUGGCCAAGUCAUUGACCAACGACCAGUCCGGCCGUCGCAAUGUCAAGCAGGAGGUCAUCAAGUCGUUCUCGUCUGAUCCGAGGGUGUUGGCUUUUGCUGAAGCGUUCUGCGAUCAGGAGAAUGAUAAGGAGUAUGAUGUAAUGCAGCUGUUGUCUCUGAUACUCCAUGAGUGCGUCACUCAAGAGAAGCCGGAGAUCUUGUGUCCUCAUAUCGCAAUGGAUCAAGUAUCUCGAACGUUCCAGAAGAAAGCUCGGAUGAUCGACAUCUGGCAGGUGAAGUUGAUCAUGGCUUACUACAACAGCCCAAUGGUCAAGCCGACGCUGGGCAACUCUGCCCUCAUACAUCCCGAGUUCUUGUCACACAUCAAGAAUAGAGUUGAGUUUCAGUUGGAUAAGUGGCUGAAAGACUCUGAAGAGACAAUCUGUGCAUACCUCCUCAGUAACAGUGUCGCUAGUGACCCCCUCCUGGCCACUUUCCUAACGUGGCAUGAUAUCCCACCAGUGACGAAGCUAACACCACUACUAAAUACUGAGGCUGGUGUACCUCCCUUCCCUCUGCUGUACACACAACUUCAACCAUAUGGGUUGUCAGUCGGUGCUGUGAUGAAACUACACAAGAUCAUGUCUCAGAGACGCUGAAUUGGGCCAAGUGUCUAUCUUCAUUGAGGACAAGUUUCAGCGUUAUGGGUUGUCAGUCGGUGCUGUAAUGAAACUACACAAGAUCAUGUCUCAGAGACACUGAAUUGGGCCAAGUGUCUAUCUUCAUUGAGGACGAGUUUCACCCUUAUGGGUUGUCAGUCGGUGCUGUGA
Lineus longissimus is the source of this 5404-nucleotide messenger RNA. RefSeq names its product anaphase-promoting complex subunit 1-like. The transcript has 33 exons. Gene Ontology annotation, biological process: anaphase-promoting complex-dependent catabolic process; protein K11-linked ubiquitination; metaphase/anaphase transition of mitotic cell cycle. Gene Ontology annotation, molecular function: molecular adaptor activity. The record is from RefSeq and is a predicted model, not a curated record. Gene Ontology annotation, cellular component: anaphase-promoting complex. The coding region runs from base 14 to 5233 and encodes 1739 amino acids. NCBI's taxonomy places the organism in Eukaryota, Metazoa, Nemertea, Pilidiophora, Heteronemertea, Lineidae.